Molecule: messenger RNA, 915 nt
Organism: Paecilomyces variotii
Lineage: Eukaryota; Fungi; Ascomycota; Eurotiomycetes; Eurotiales; Thermoascaceae
Product: chromosome segregation in meiosis protein 3
Exons: 3
Coding region: 1-915 (304 amino acids)
Biological process (GO): DNA replication checkpoint signaling; replication fork arrest; replication fork processing
Cellular component (GO): replication fork protection complex; nucleus
Molecular function (GO): DNA binding
Source: RefSeq, a predicted model, not a curated record
AUGAGCGACAUCAGCGACGGAGACGUCCGUCCGCAUAAUGACCUUUUCGACUACGAUGUCGGUCUCGACGAAGUCCUUGGAGAGAUCUCGCAAAGGAAUUCUGCGCCUGACGCGGCAUCUUCCAAUCAGGCGGCCCCAGCCCAAGCACCUGGCUUAGGACUCGACGAAGAAGUAGUCGUUACGAGAAAACGGCAGCCGAUUGCGAAACUCGACGAGUCUCUCCUACUUUCUCAGAAAGGUAUCCCACGACUACGAAGCACGGCGAAGAAGUUGAGAUUCAAGGGCAAAGGGCACGAGUUCUCAGAUGCAGCGCGUCUCUUGAAUUUUUAUCAGCUAUGGCUCGAUGAUCUCUUCCCUCGUGCAAAGUUCGCGGAUGGUCUGUCCAUGAUCGAGAAACUCGGGCAUUCGAAACGCAUACAGGUAAUGCGACGACAAUGGAUCGACGAGGGAAGGCCCGAUUACCGUCGCGAAGAUGACAGCUCCAACCAGGACAAGUCGUAUUCCGUAACGCGCGUUGAAGGAACGUCAUCUGAUUCGCGUGAUGUUGCUGCCCCGACAGCGGAACAAAACUCUUCUGGAGUCACCGAUCUCGCGCAGACUAUGGAAACCAAUGGCGCGGCAUCAUUAGAGAGGGUCACAACAGAAAGGAGACGGACCAAUGCUGGAGAUGACGGGAAGCUCUUCAUGUCAGAUGAUGAAGAUGCAGGAAAUGACACAAGAAAGAACGCGGGUGGUGAAGAUAUGCCUGAGGAAGAUGAGCUGGAUGCCCUCCUCGCCGAACAGGAGACGAGGGACGAUGAAUCACAUCACCCUCGUCAUGAGCCUGCGGCGCCAGACCCGAUUGAAGAAAGGGCCCCCGAAGAGGAUUUUGAAGAUGACCUCGAAGCCAUGGCGGAUGCAAACAUCCCAUGGUAG